AUGCCUCACGUAACUGACCCAGUGCCCUACAGUCUACACUCCCAGAACUCUCAGAUGUCCAGUAGUUGUCAGAGCAUCAACAGUGUGGCCAGUGAGGGCGAGGGCAGCAGUGUGGCCAGUCACAGCUGUCUGUCUGGUGGUGGUGGUGGAGGAGGGAGAAGACACUGCUUCAUCCCCUACAGGGACUCAGUCCUCACCUGGCUCCUCAAAGACAGCCUGGGAGGAAACGCUAAGACCAUCAUGAUCGCCACUGUGUCCCCAUCCAGUAGCAGCUACAAUGAGACUCUCAGCACCCUGCGCUACGCUGCUCAUGCUAGGAACAUCGUCAACAAGCCCAGGGUCAAUGAGGAUGCGAGUGUGAGGCUGAUCCGAGAGCUACGCGAGGAGAUAGACAGGCUGAAGUGUACGCUUCUCAGCUUCCAAAUGCAACGGAAUCCUGGCCCUUCUCUGAGUGAUCAGAGAGACGGGAGUCUGUCUGACAUCGUGUUGCAGAAUGAACUAAAGGUGGAUGAGCUGACGAAGGACUGGUCAGAGAGCUGGCGGGACAAGAAGGAUCUGUUGGAACAGUACAGUGUGGAUAUCAACAGAGACCGGGGUGGGUUCCUCAUCCACUCCCUGUUACCACAUCUCAUUACCCUGGACCGGGACGUACUCAGCACCGGGGUCACCUUCUAUCACCUCAGGGAGGGGGUAACAAGGAUUGGACCUCAGGACAAACUGGUUGAAUCACAAAUAGUCCUCCAGGGUGGCACCACCUGUGAGAUAGAGAACCAGUCUGGGGUUGUGACCCUGAGGCCGCUGCCAGGGACUGUCUGCAUGAUCAAAGACAGGGUGGUGACGGAGCCCUGCAGACUGGCACAAGGGACCUUGAUCACUCUUGGAGGUGUCCACAAGUUCCGUUUCAACCACCCAGCAGAGGCUGAGGUCAUGAGAGAACGGAGACAGGCCAGUGAAGGUGCACUGAACUGCAGCUACAAUGAUUUUCAAGCCUUGACCUCUGAUUCCAGGGCUGGAGGAGAGGCAGUCCAGGGGCAGACAGGUGACCGUGAGGCUGAGGGGAAGGAGCCUCCCCCCAGGCAGCAGUGUGUUGAGGACCAGCUGCGGUGCGUGGAGGAGCAGAGGGGGUAUGUGGAGUGUCUACGCCAAGAAAUCCAGACUGAACAGAGACGAGCUGAGAGAAAUCUAGAGAAAGAACAGGCCCAUCUGAGACAACGACACACUGACACUCCCAUCCUAGACAGCCUGCUAACGGAAGAUUCUGAAGGUUCUGAUGAAGAGUGUGAUCAAAGAGUUGCUCCGCCCUCUAAAGUGGUUCUAUACAGGAAGAAGGUGGUUCAGGAGGAGUUGUUAAGACAUCAUACCCUGCGGCACGCCGAGAGCCAUGUUCGACGCAAAAGGCUGCACUACCAGCUGGAGAGGAUCGCUCACAAGCGCCAUCUACUGGACGCUAAGAGGGAACUGCAGAGGCUAGAGAAGGCCCUGCCACCUGGACUAGAGAGCCCUGUGUCUCCUGGCCUGGGGUCUCCCUCAAGGUCAAGAGGACGUCAACCUGUUUUGCGCAGGCAUUCUGUCUCAUCAGACCUGCUGUCCCGCUUAUACCCCCAACACACCCCAAUCUUCAGGUCAGCACAACCACUUCCUGAAGAGAAACAGACUAUCUGA
Molecule: messenger RNA, 1662 nt
Organism: Oncorhynchus keta (chum salmon)
Lineage: Eukaryota; Metazoa; Chordata; Actinopteri; Salmoniformes; Salmonidae
Product: stAR-related lipid transfer protein 9-like
Exons: 13
Coding region: 1-1662 (553 amino acids)
Biological process (GO): microtubule-based movement
Molecular function (GO): microtubule binding; ATP binding; microtubule motor activity
Source: RefSeq, a predicted model, not a curated record